This is a messenger RNA of Megalopta genalis, 3324 nucleotides long. RefSeq names its product endoplasmic reticulum oxidoreductin-1-like protein (gene Ero1L). The record is from RefSeq and is a predicted model, not a curated record. Gene Ontology annotation, biological process: protein folding in endoplasmic reticulum. Gene Ontology annotation, molecular function: thiol oxidase activity; protein-disulfide reductase activity; FAD binding. NCBI's taxonomy places the organism in Eukaryota, Metazoa, Arthropoda, Insecta, Hymenoptera, Halictidae. Gene Ontology annotation, cellular component: endoplasmic reticulum membrane; endoplasmic reticulum.
GAAUAGACUUUAAUGAGUUCAUAUUUAGACAUUAAUGACGUGUAUUUAGCAACAAGUAUAUGUACAUACUAUAAGUACACGUGGUAGUACCACGGUGGUACCAAAUUUAAAUAAAACGGGUGGAGGAUAAAAGGGAGGAGUUAGAUUUUAUAUGUACAUUACGUGGAACAGAAAUUAUUUUAGUACUUCUUCUUGGACCUCAAAGAGGUAGGAUGCUAUACGUUUCCGAUGGCACGUAGCCUGGUCAUUGUCAUAAAAGGUGGGAAGUGUGUUAGAUAGCCGCGGUCGCGGUAACCAGCGAUAAUAACUUAAUUUAUCCACUUCAAACGUGACCAAAAGACAUACCAGUGAACACAUAAUUAUGACAAGCAGUCCCAGUGGAAACAUGUUCAUCGUUUUAAUCCUCUGCACCGUGUUCUUACCUUCUGUUCUACAUGCCAAUUAUUUUGAAUCGAACAGUGAUAAAAACGACCAGUGUUUCUGCAAGUUGAAAGGUUCCAUAGAUGACUGCAGCUGCUCUGUGAAUACUGUGGAUUAUUUUAAUAAUCUGAAGAUCUAUCCUAGACUUCAGAGUCUUCUAGUCAGAGAUUAUUUUCGUUUUUAUAAAGUAAAUCUGAAACAGGAGUGUCCCUUUUGGGCAGAUGAUAGCAAAUGUGUUAUGCGAUAUUGUCAUGUACAACCCUGUCAAGAUGAAGACAUUCCAGAUGGACUAAAAGGAGACAUGCUAAAACAUGCACACUUCAAUGAAAGUCCUGUAGAUAAAUAUAAAUCCAAUGCUCAAUUUGACGAUUGCUUGCGCAGUGCUAAAGAUCAUAAUAAAGAACUAGGUUAUUUAAAUACAACCAUUAGUUCGGAAAAUUACAAAGAUUUUGAGUUGUGGAAGCAGUACGACGAUGCCCAAGAUAAUUUUUGUGUAAAAGAAUCUAGUCCUGGCGAAUAUGUGAAUCUUUUGCUUAAUCCUGAAAGAUAUACAGGCUAUAAAGGACCUAGUGCACAUAGAAUUUGGCGUAGUAUUUAUAUGGAAAAUUGCUUUAGACCAGAAAAUUCACCUCAUUUUUAUGUUCAAUCCUCGAAAAUAAAUGGAAUGUGCUUGGAGAAAAGAGUAUUUUAUCGCGUUAUAUCAGGUCUUCAUGCUAGUAUCAAUAUACAUUUAUCUGCAAAAUAUUUACUCUCGUCGAAAGAUACUCUAGUGAUAGUGCCCAGUGGUCAGUGGGGACACAAUUUAGAAGAAUUUCAAAGAAGAUUUUCACCAGAGACGACUGGAGGCGAAGGCCCAAAUUGGUUAAGAAAUUUAUAUUUCAUUUACCUAUUGGAGUUAAGAGCUCUGGCUAAAGCUGCACCAUACUUAGAACGGGAAGAAUACUAUACUGGCAACAAAGCACAAGAUAAAGAUACACGUUUGGCAAUAAAUGAUAUUUUAAGCGUCGUCAAAUCGUUUCCAGAACACUUCAACGAAAGCGUUAUGUUUGCCGGUGGAGCAGAGGCUCAGUUGUUGAAAGAACAAUUUAGGCAACAUUUCCGUAAUAUCUCCCGCAUUAUGGACUGCGUGGGAUGUGACAAGUGUAAACUUUGGGGCAAACUUCAAAUACAAGGGUUGGGUACAGCAUUGAAGAUUUUAUUCUCGGGUAAAUUUGAUAGAUGGGAACCAACAUUGUAUACCUUUAACAGAACACAAUUUUAUUUGGAAAGAAGCGAGAUCGUUGCUCUUAUAAAUGGUUUGGGAAGACUAUCGGAAAGUAUUUACGAGUUGGAUAGAUUUAGACAAAUGAUGAGAUAGCAGGAUUACAGUACUUAAUUAUGUAAUUAUUACGGGAAAAACAUCACACAAAUUAAGUAAUAUAAUUUAUACUUAUAUAAUAAGUUUAUCGAAUAAUUGAUUUGAAUUGGUUAGACGUUACUUGCUAAUAAUUUAUAUCCUUUAUUAAAAUAGGUAUAAAGUCGCAAUAAAGAUUAUAAUUUACGCUCAACGCGUAAAAAUCUUCUACUUCUUUAAAAUGGGAAAGGAUAUUAUACUUGAACUGUACUUAUCACGUGGAUAUAUUUAUAAGAUUUUGUCUUAUUAAAAUUUUAUUGCGAUUUUAACGAUAAUUUUGAUUCCAUCUGUGAUAAACAGUUUAUCUAUGGGAAAGGAAUUCUCAUACCAGUUUUGAAAGUAGCAUAUGUGCAAUUUGAAUUCAGAAGAUAAUGUCUGUUAGUGUUACUUACUGAAAUGUAUUAUACAAAUGGGCAUCUCUAACAUUUUUUGAAUUAACAUUCGUUUCGAUCGGAAUUUGUUGCAGAUGCAUCAUAGUUAUUCUCCUGAUAUAAUUUGAAACAAUGUUUAUCGGUAGCAUUACGAGAAUUUAUACUGCAACGCAUUCAUAAUUUUGAGCUGUGCAUUGUAAAAAUUGCCUACGGACGCGUCUAGUUUUGAUAAUAAUGAACACGGACGUACUUCUUUCCAAAAAAUCUUCUAUUCCAGGUUUCUAUAUUCUUGCUAAAAGGAUAGCAACACGAAGUAUUAUAUUAUUUUCUGAUAAAUUUACACGUAAAACAUAAAACUCUACUAUUUAUAUUAUGUUGUGUCAGUGGGACAAUAAUCUUGGUUUCGUAAAUUCACAGGUACAUCGACAUAUAAUUAUGUUAUCUGUCUUAUUUAAUCAAUUAUGGAAUACCUAUAAUUUUAAAAAGAUUUACAUACCGUUAUGUAAUUGCCAAGAGAGAUGGUUGAACAGAUAGAUUUUUGCCCAAGCAGCUGCAUGUACACGUUUUUUAAAUUUAUAUCAACUUACGCUGCUUAAUUUAUACUAACUUCUAAGUUCAGACGAGGGUCCAGUGUUUUGUAAACGUAGAGCGCUAUCAUGACGAAAUAAAUUGAUUGUAAAUAGCGACGUAUAAGCUAUUUGACACCAUUUAUCUUGCAUGGUCGGAAAUCGACAUUAUUUUCCCACCAACUCAAUAUUUCUAUAUUUUAUACAUUUUAAACUAUUUCAUACCAUUGUAUAUGUACAAGAAAAUAUUUACUCGCUUAAUACCACUCGUAGGUUGCCGACCGAUUUAAUCGACUAAAUAAUGUAAUAAAGAAUAACAGGUACAGAGCGAUAUUCAACUUCGAUGACAUACAUAAUAUUUUCAUGAUAGAGUUUCGACUUUACCAUAAGUUUGUAACGUAAACGGCCGCAAACUUACGAGUGAUAGUAUGCAUCAAUUUAUUACAGAGAUAUCAAAUUGUACUAAAAAAUUAUUAGAUAUCUAUGUUCAUUUCAAUUUUCCAGUGAAAUGUGUAAAUGAAUAGUAUUUGACAUGAGUAUCUCGAAUGAAAUAAAAACAUAUGUAUUAAUCAAA